ACACUGCACUGCACUGGUCAGCCUGUACUUGCCUUGUUCAGUGUGUUGUUUUCUUCUACUUUUGUAGGGAAGAUUUUCAGGUCUGGACAGCAGUUGUUGUUUAUUCCUUCGCCAAGCGAUAGGAGAAGACAAAGCAGGGUUGCAGAGCAUCCAGGAUCAGCAAUGAGGGUGGACGUCGUCGCUUGCCUCAUGGCGCUGGCCGCCGUCUCGGUGUUGGCACAAAAACCGGCGCCGAAGUAUCCUGGACUUGCAGGCACGUUCGUUGCUGAGGUGGAGGCCAAUAUCCUGAACAAGAACUACACUGUGUACACGAGAGAGUUUUUUGACGACGUGCAGAAUGUGUCCCGCAUCGAGGUGAUGCGAAACGGCUCGCGCCAUGUCCGCGUCAACGAUUUCCGACGUCAGGCGUCGUAUCAUGUGGACGUGGACAAGACGACAUGCACGUCGGGACCCAUCAAGCCGGGGCCGGCGGUGAGCGUCGGCGCCGACGGACUGGCACACAUGGUCGGCGUGUCCGACUUCUUCCACUUCGGCAAGAAGUUCCACGACACGUACGAGGGCCAGGUGCGAGUGCGUGGCAUUCUGUGCGACAAGUGGCGCGGCCAAUACAGCGGGUCACAGCGCGGCCACACGUUCAACUACAGCCUGGAGUGGUUCUUUGCCGCGCAGGACAACUGGACCAUGCCGAUUGGAAACAUCGAGCCGGUGGCCGUUCCUGUACGGCUGGUGUUGCUUGGCACGGUGAGUGCCGCCGGGUCCGCUCAACGACAUGUCCACCACGUUUACGACUUUGUCGGCUUUCGUACGGGUGCAGCAGCUGCCGCGGCCAUGGCUAACAUGAAUGAGUUGUUUGAAGCUCCACGGGGAUACAACUGCAAGGGAGUUGGUGUGGCGAAGACGUUGCCCAAGUUGCCGAGCCGAUUCUCGUUCACAAUGUCGUCGAACAAAGGCGAGUAUGGUCACGUCAGCCACCGCUCGUAUUAUGGUUAUGACGCGGAUCGUGCCGAGACGGUCUCCGUCUUCCAUUUCCACCCGAACAACACGCACCCAUAUGGCACUGGAAGCUUGCGUUUCCUGCGCAACUUCCGCGAAGGUACCCAGUACAUCAUCUCGCGGCACAACUGUACGCUGUCGACGCUGCAGCCGUCCGGCAUCUCUGACAUCGGCGAGGAAAUCUCCUACUUGCACGGCCACGCCUCGAUAGCGUCGCCGAACGCCGUGUUCGGCUUCGAGGCGUCGCGCAACUUCACCUACGUCGGCCCGCGCACGGUGGAAGGCGUGCACGGCGAGACUUGGUCAGUACUGCGUGACGAUGUGAAGAUUUACCCGGGCCAGCCGGCCCCACUCACGCUCUGGGAGUAUACGUUCAGCUUGCCCACCUGGGCGUUUGACACGUUCCGCGGAGAGUUAAACUCCACUCAG
Molecule: messenger RNA, 1422 nt
Organism: Sycon ciliatum
Lineage: Eukaryota; Metazoa; Porifera; Calcarea; Leucosolenida; Sycettidae
Source: RefSeq, a predicted model, not a curated record